AUGUCCGAGUCGACACGGAAGCGCUCCCGGCUCGCGUGCUCAUUAUGCCAGUCGCGAAAGCGAAAAUGCUCCGGUGGCCAGCCGUGCAGUACAUGCGCCCAAACGGGGGCUGAGUGUCAAUACAGCGCGCGCAAGAAACGCGCCAGGUCACAUAGCGUGUACCAGAGCCUCACCCUCGAGGAACGUCUUCCCGAUGGCUUCUCCAAUUCAAUUCAAACCCCUCUCGCUGCGGGAAGUGCGCCGCAAGCCUCCCCCCGACAGCCAGGCAAUGCGGCGGAGGUGACAUCGAUACAAGCGAACUCGGGGGCGGCCUUCGUUCGCAAGUUGGGGUUGCGAAUUGACCCAGCGCAUGCGCCGAGACUGCAUCUGUUCGCGUGGAACGUGGGCGAGAGACGGCUGUCGCCAUCGCUGCCGUCGUCGCUGUCUUCGAUACCCGCCACGGCGUCAGCGCCGGCGAGCAUAACCAGAGUCAUCUCCGGCGAGGAGAUGCGGCGGCUGGCGGCGAUCUAUUUUGAAAAAGUCGAUCCAUGUUAUGCAUUUCUGGACCGCAAGGUGGUUUUCCAGCGGGUGACGAAACGCUGGGAGCGUUCGCAGCUGCCCACUGAUUCGAUAGACAACUACGACGCCGUGCUAUGUGGUAUCGCCGCCUUUGGAUAUCUGUUCUCACGGCUCGAGAUCAUACCGACAGAGACCCAACUCAUCGACACUGCGCGACAUAUUCUAGACCGGAGCACCCUCACCGCUGAAACGCCAUCCAUUGAUAUAGUGACGGGCUGGGUGUUGCGCGCUGCAUACUUGCGCAUGACGGCUUCACCGCAUGCAGCAUGGAUGGCCAGCUGCACACUGAUGCACCUGAUUGAAGCGGCAGGCUUGCACCUCGAGACCCCAGAUCCAGAGACAGCGGUUCUCCUACCUGCCUCACCAGCCGAUACACAAGAUAGCACCGAAGCACACACCAGCGACCAGGGCACUAAUGACCCCGAAACUCGACGGAGGCUUUUCGGCAUGGCCCGCCAUCUCAACACCUGGAUCUCUUUUGACCUGGGCCGCUCUCGGGUUGUUCUACACGGUGCCACCGCACUCUCAACCACACCCAUCACCCGCAAUCCACCAAGCCAAGGGCCGGCCCGAGCCCGCGCAGACCUUUUCCAUCUCCUCCCACUUUCCGAAAGCCUAGACCCAACAGGGCCAUCUCCCCAAGACCUCCCAGAACUCGAGCAAGCCCUCACCUCCGUCCUCGACCUCAUCUACUCCGAACCAUCCCUCAUCCUCGUCCAAUGUAAUCUGAUGCUCUGCAUCUACCGCAGACUCCGCGCCCUCAACCCCCAUGGCCCCCUCUCUUCAUCCCUCCUCGACCGCGUCCUCGCACUCGCAGGCCGCGGUCUCCGCGCCGCACGGGGAAUGGUAGCCUCCACCUGUCCCUGGCACCAAGUAGCCAACGUCCCCUUCCAAGUCGUCUGCAGCCUCCUAGCCAUCGACAACAAAGCAGCGCUGAUCCUCCUUACCGACGCAAUGCGGACUCUGCGCGAGGUUCUCGCCGCCUACGAGACGUCUUCCAUGCGCGAAGCGUACUCCACUGCUUAUUUGCUGAUCGCCUUGCAUCAGCGAAGAAAAGAGGACGAUACGCGUGCGCUUGCAGAGGUUCUGCGGGCUAAUGCUGCGGCGGCGGCGCCGGUGGCUGAUCUGGACAAUUCGACUCUGGGCACGGAGCCUGCUGUGGAUGAAUCGGGCCGUGGUAGGGCACAUGUCCAGAUGCCGGGUGAGUCGGCGCCGUCUGAGACAGAGUUCUCGUGGUUGGGCGAUCUGAUGAUUGAUAUGCCCAGCUUACAAAACUUUGAUCUAGAUCAGUUUUUGUUGACUGAUGUUCCAUGGCCGUUGCCUGAGAUGGGGAUCUAG
Penicillium olsonii is the source of this 1896-nucleotide messenger RNA. NCBI's taxonomy places the organism in Eukaryota, Fungi, Ascomycota, Eurotiomycetes, Eurotiales, Aspergillaceae. The record is from the annotation of a GenBank genome assembly.